AUGCUGUCGGCGGAAGAGAUCCUCUGCAACACGCAGCAGGUAAUCUCUGGAUUAGAAGCUCUGCGUGGAGAAAACCGCAACCUGUUGGAUAGCCUGCAGGAGGCUCUUCAGAGCCAACCAACCAGUGAGAGCAGCAGUCUGAAGGACGAGAAGAGUGGCAUUAUCGUACAGUCCCUAGAAAAGAUUGAGCUGGGUCUGGGGGAAGCACAGAUGAUGAAGGCUCUCUCAGCGCAUUUGGGCUCUCUGGAGGCGGAGAAGCAGAAGCUGCGUUCUGAGGUGAGGCGACUAUGCCAGGAGAACCAGUGCCUGCGAGAUGAGCUGUCCGGGGCACAGCAGAAGCUGCUGGAGAGUGAGCAGGAAAUGGUCACUCUCGAAGAGCACAAUAAACACCUGCACUUCAUGAGUAGCAUUCGCAAAUAUGACCAGGAUGACCUGGCAGUGGAGGACAAAGACACUUCCUCAGCUAAAGAUUCCCUUGAUUAUCUCUUUCCUGCUGAUGAAGAGGAGCAAACACAAAUAUCAUAUCCACAUCGCAGUGCUCUAGCUGCAGCCCAGCAGGCAGGGUAUGAGAUCCCUGCCAGACUUAGAACCCUGCACAACCUUGUAAUCCAGUACGCUUCUCAGGGCCGCUAUGAGGUGGCCGUGCCGCUAUGCAAACAAGCUCUGGAGGAUCUGGAGAAAACCUCUGGACAUAGCCACCCAGACGUAGCCACCAUGCUCAACAUCCUGGCACUAGUAUACAGGGACCAGAACAAAUAUAAAGAAGCUGCAACCCUCCUGAAUGAUGCCUUGAUGAUACGCGAGAAGACGCUUGGCAUGGAUCACCCAGCAGUGGCAGCUACUCUGAAUAACCUGUCUGUGCUUUACGGCAAAAGAGGAAAGUAUAAAGAAGCCGAGCCUCUGUGCAAAAGAGCACUGGAGAUCAGAGAAAAGGUUUUGGGGACCGAUCACCCUGAUGUGGCAAAGCAGCUUAAUAACCUGGCUCUGCUGUGCCAGAACCAGGGCAAGUACCAGGAGGUGGAAAAGUACUAUGAAAGAGCUCUGCAAAUUUACCAGAGCUGCCUGGGUCCAGAUGAUGCCAAUGUGGCCAAAACCAAAAAUAAUCUGGCCUCGUGCUACCUCAAGCAAGGGAAGUAUAGACAAGCUGAAGUUCUGUAUAAAGAGAUCCUGACACGUGCUCAUGAGAAAGAGUUUGGAUCUGUAAAAGAUGCUGGAAGAACAGUUUGGGUACACAAUACAUAUGAAAGCUCCAGACAGGACAACCUAAAGCGCAGUGGAUCAUUCACGAAGCUUCGGGAAUCAUUAAGGAGGAGCAGCGAGAAGCUGGUUAAGAAGCUAAAGGGACUGGAAACAGAAGAAAUGGCUCCUCGCACACUUGGAAUGAAGCGGGCAAAUUCUCUUAAUGUGCUAAAUGUGGGGAUGAGGGAGAGUCAAGAGACCACAAGGAAUCCUAACAGGCUAACAGACAGUCGUGCUCUCAGUUCCAGCACUCAGAUGCUUGCUCGCAGGAGCUCUUUAAGUGGAGAUGGUUAAACCAACCAACCAGACCUAUCCCAGUUUAUGGUCGUUUAUGGACUGGAUUUAAAAGAAUUGGAGUAUUGUUUUGUUCAUCAUGAAUGAAGAUUGUGUUGAACUUCAGGCAACGUAAAAUGACUUAGAAAUGCCCUGGUUAAAAGAGUUCUCUCGCUUUCUGACCCUAAAAGCCUAUUGCACUAUAAGUACUAAUAUAUUAAUAUAUUACUACAGUUAGGCGCUAGAAUUGACAUUGUACUACAGGUUAGCAUUGCAGCAUUCUUAAUGACCUGAACGCUAUCAUUCUAGAAUCUUUAGAAAGCACUAGCUUUUUUAUUUAACUUGU
This is a messenger RNA of Trichomycterus rosablanca, 1858 nucleotides long. It is a transcript of the gene klc3, whose product is annotated as kinesin light chain 3. NCBI's taxonomy places the organism in Eukaryota, Metazoa, Chordata, Actinopteri, Siluriformes, Trichomycteridae. The transcript has 12 exons. Gene Ontology annotation, cellular component: cytoplasm; kinesin complex. Gene Ontology annotation, biological process: microtubule-based movement. The record is from RefSeq and is a predicted model, not a curated record. Bases 1 to 1533 code for a protein of 510 amino acids. Gene Ontology annotation, molecular function: kinesin binding.